Molecule: messenger RNA, 1576 nt
Organism: Lytechinus pictus (painted urchin)
Lineage: Eukaryota; Metazoa; Echinodermata; Echinoidea; Temnopleuroida; Toxopneustidae
Exons: 7
Coding region: 1-1344 (447 amino acids)
Source: RefSeq, a predicted model, not a curated record
AUGGAGAAGAAGGCGAGGAAAAGAAACUGGGACAGUACUGAAAAAACCCUCCUAGUUCACCUUGUUGGUGAUAGAGUAGAUAUCAUAGAGAAAAAGAGGAACGACUUCCAGGCCAAUUCGGCCAAAAUCGGGGCCUGGGAGGAGAUCUUUAGUGAAUUCCGCGCCCGGUACGGCGAGAGGAGGAGUCUAAAAGAACUGAGAGAACAGUGGAAACGAAUCAAGUUAGCGGGGAAGGCUGAAUGGGCAGACUUCUCAAAAAAGAGGAGGAUGACGGGAGGAGGAGAGCCACCCCAUCAGCCCUCUGACAUCUCCGUCCUUCUGCGGGACAUGGUCCCUCAGGAAUUCUCUCAGAUCAUCAAUGAGUAUGAUGACGAUGCAGGCAUUGCUCGUCAAAACGACGAUGCAGUGUCUGCAUUCGAGUACUUGGCGGGGAUCUUGCCCGGUUUAGAGACUCCACACAAUGUUAAAUCUUGCAGAAGUGAGCCAACUCUGUCCACAAUCACAGAUGCUACCAGUAUCUACCCCUCUAUCACCUCUGCAAGCUCUCAUGCCCUUCACAGUACCUGUAUUGAGGUCACUCCUGAAAAACGAAGUGAGCCAACUGUGUCCACAAUCACAGAUGCUACCAGCAUCCACCCCUCUAUCACCUCUGCCAGGUCUCAUGCAUUUCACAGUACCCGUAUUGGGGUCACUCCUGGAAAACGAAGUGACUUGGUUCAGCCAACACUGUCCACAACCACGGAUGCUAAUAUCAUCCACCCCUCUAUCACCUCUGCCAGCUCUAAUGCCCUUCGCAGUACUUCUACUGAGGUCACUCCUGAAAAACGAAGUGACUUGGUUCAGCCAACACUGUCCACAACCACGGAUGCUAAUAUCAUCCACCCCUCUAUCACCUCUGCCAGCUCUAAUGCCCUUCGCAGUACUUCUACUGAGGUCACUCCUGAAAAACGAAGUGACUUGGUUCAGCCAACACUGUCCACAACCACAGAUGCUAAUAUCAUCCACCCCUCUAUCACCUCUGCCAGCUCUAAUGCCCUUCGCAGUACUUCUACUGAGGUCACUCCUGUAAAACGGAAUUCACAAACAAAGAGAAGGGUGUCAACUCCUGCAGCAACAACUUCAUCACCAAGCCUUGAAGAAACCCUGAAAUUACAUGCUGAAGAGGAACAUCGUCUGAAAAUAGAGGAACAUCAUCAGAGAAUGAAGUUCAUUGAAGAUGAACAGAGGAUUAAACUUGGUUACCUCGAGGAACAGCAAAAGGUCAAGAUGGAGAUACUACAAAUGAAGAAGAAAGUGCAGCAAAGGAAACUAGAUCUCAUUCAAAACCAGCAAGAUACUAAUUAACUAUUUAUCAUGGGAAAGCGUUUAUUGUUCAUCUGCAUUUACCAUGUUUUAUCAUUUUGAUGUUAAUAUUGCUACCUUGAAACAAAUUCUUCAUCGACCCCAAAACACACUCAAUGAUAUUACAAUCUGAGUGAACUCUGUUGUACCUAAUCUAUCCUAUACCCACUGGAUUUUGGAUUGGUGUCAUGAGGUAUGGUUGACAUGGAUAUACAGUAUGUUAACGGAUGUUCCG